Effrenium voratum is the source of this 1115-nucleotide messenger RNA. Lineage: Eukaryota; Dinophyceae; Suessiales; Symbiodiniaceae. The record is from the annotation of a GenBank genome assembly.
GAAACAUCAAAGUCGCAUUGCUUGCGCCACUGGCGCAUGUCGAUAGUCCCAAAGAUCCUGGAAGACGAUCCAGAGGAAGAUGAGGAGGAAGACGACUCAGAGGCGCUCCCGCUGGCCAUCACGGGCCUGGAGCUGUCCGGAGUGCUCUCUGCCGGGUACCGCAAGCUCAGCCUGCUCCUGGAGCACUUGGAGACGCGGACUUGGGAGACACAGAUCAUGGGUGGACAGCAGCGCAUCACGGCGGAUUGGGUUCUCCAGGAGAUCGAUCGCUUUGCGCAGGGCCUGGGCAAGUGGCUCAAGGUGGCUGGUGAUGACAAGGCUGAGAUUCUGCAACACUCGAUUGGCAGCCGGCCUUUGACUGAGCACAAAACUAUGGUGGAAUUCGGGAGCUUUGUUGGCUACACGGCCACACGCAUGGGCAGAGCCGUUGAGCUGUGCUAUGAGCAAGGGUACGCCGAUGGGUCCAUCCUCUUCGAGGACAGCCGCCUGCAGGGCGCUAACCGCAUCACCUCCAUGGAGAUCGACCCAGUGCAUGCCUGCAUUGCACGGCAUGUGCUCGACAUGAGCCGCCUCUCCCACAUUGUUGAGGUGUGGAUCGGCCAGGUCAAAGACUUGAUCCCGCGCCUCACGGAGGAGCACGGGGACAUGAGCCUGAACAUGGUCUUCAUGGACCAGCGCGGCACCACCUUCCACGACGACUUGUCGCAGCUGGAGGAGCUGAACCUCAUGUACCCCGACUGCCGGAUCGUGGCGGACAACUGCGUAAAGCCCGGCUCGCCGGUCUACUGCUGGCACACCACGGUGAGCGAGCGCUACCGCACCCGGAACUACAGCCUCAACGAGUUUCUGGAGUCCACCAUCGAGGACUGGCAGGUGGUCUGCGACUACCUGGGCCCCCUAGCUGCCCGCAUCCCCCGGCCGAUGCCCUGGGAAGAACAGCCAGGUGAGUGGCGUUCCUAUCCCAUCCGCGACCUGUGAGGGACGGCGUUUGGAGAGCCGCCAUCAGCCAAAAGGUGUUGCUGCCUUGUGAGUGAGGCAUCAUUGCGGAGGUUUGAAUGGCUGUUCUGCUUGCAGCAGGAAGGAAUGACUCAGCGGCGUAUGUGGAAGGGAGUGAC